ACGUCAGUGCGCUACAGCCAGUAUUGCCAGGUUGGGGGGGAAAUCUGUCCCAAUCUGGCAACACUGGCUGCAGUGCCUGCCCCGUUGUAAUUUAUUAGACCAGACGGCUAAGCCACGAGUCUCUACGCGUUGAAGAUAUUCGAUUCGUUAAAGGGAAUAAAUCGAGGAAGGCGAAUGUUUCUGAUUUAAUUACUGUUCGUCGUCGUCAUGGCGUUAGUUUGUCGCUAGGCUGAAGAUCUGAACUCUCUACUAAUAAGGUGUAUCUGACAUCACGCAGAUGUGGCCCUUAUCUCUAAUGAGACUAUUGUAUAUGAAAGCUCGGAGUGGUUUGAUUGACAGGCUGCCUCCUGGUUUAGAGGGAUGACGGUGAGAUCCGAAAUGGAGACAGGAGAGACGGAGCCCUUUAAAAGCCAUGAUCAGUUAGUUUAGAAACUCCAAACUUCUUCUACACACCUCAGGCAAAAGAGAAACCUAUAUUUUGAAUAAAACAAACGUGUUUUUGUAUUGUAUAGUGUACCCCGCGAUAAGCUACUUACACAAACGGCAGGAUGAGUUCUGAAGGCUUUCAGUACCGAGCACUUUACGACUAUAAGAAGGAGCGUGAGGAGGACAUUGAGCUCCGCGUUGGGGACAUGCUGGUGGUCAGUAAGGGGGCCCUCCUGGCCCUGGGGUGCCCCGUUGGCACUGAAGAGAGGCCCUCUGAGAUCGGUUGGCUGCCAGGGUUCAACGAGACGACACAGGAGAAGGGAGAUUUCCCGGGAACCUAUGUGGCCUUUGUAGGCAGGAAGAGAAUGUCCCCACCCACUCCCAAGCCCCGCCCACCCAGACCGCCCUCUGCUGCUUCGUCCAGGGGGGACUCGGAAUGUGAGGUGGGCUGUGUGUUACCAGACCUGCCAGACCAGUUCAGUCCUCCAGAAACGGCCCCUCUGCUCCUCAGCAAACUCAUGGACGCCCUUGAGAGUAAAGGUGUGGAGAGCCCCGGUCUGUACCAGAGCUUCACCGGAGGCAGUCUGGACACCAAGCAGCUGGCUGAAACAGACCCUGAGCAAUUGGAGGUGGCAUCUCUCUGUGACGGGGUGGUGCGGUUCUUUCAGGAGCUCCCGGGGCCUGUGGUCCCCCCGGCCUUGCAGAUGGAGAUGGUCAACGCUGUGAAAGAGGUGAAGGAGUUGGAGGACUGUGCCCAGGUGCUGCGAGGGGUGACCAGCUCCCCGGCCUGUCCCGCCCAGCACGGACUCACCCUCCUCAGCCUGGUGCGUCACCUUGCCAGGCUGUGUCUCCAGAGCGCCAGGAACCAGCUCAGCCCCAGAAGCCUGGCGGAGGGCUUCAGCCCCCUGCUGUUCAGGACCUCCUCCGCCGCUACUUGCUCAGAGGCUCCGGACGCGCUGGUCCAGGCUCUUGAGGUCCUGAUCACCAGCGAACUCAACAUGAACCAAGCAGCUCCAGCCCUGCCGCCCAAACCAGCAAAGCCGCUGACCCCAGUCCCCAGCAUCUUCAACAACAGCACGGCCCUCCAGGACUCAGAGUGGUACUGGGGGGACAUCUCCAGGGAGGAGGUCAAUGAGAAGCUGAGGGACACGGCUGACGGGACGUUUCUGGUCCGUGACGCCUCCACCAAGAUGCAUGGAGACUACACCCUAACCCUCAGGAAAGGAGGCAAUAACAAGCUGAUCAAAAUCUUCCAUCGGGACGGAAAGUACGGCUUCUCAGACCCGCUGACCUUCAGCUCGGUGGUGGAGCUGAUCAACCACUACCGCCACGAGUCCCUGGCCCAGUACAACCCCAAGCUGGACGUCAAGCUGCUGUACCCCGUCUCCAAGCACCAGCAGGACCAGGUGGUGAAGGAGGACAGCAUCGAGGCCGUGGGCAAGAAGCUGCACGAGUACCACCUGCAGUACCAGGAGAAGAACCGAGAGUACGACCGGCUGUACGAGGAGUACACCCGCACCUCACAGGAGAUCCAGAUGAAGAGAACGGCCAUCGAAGCCUUCAACGAGACCAUCAAGAUCUUUGAGGAGCAGUGUCAGACGCAGGAGCGCUUCAGCAAGGAGUACAUCGAGAGGUUCCGGCGUGAGGGCAACGACAAGGAGAUCCAGAGGAUCAUGGGGAACUAUGACAAGUUGAAGUCCCGGAUAAGUGAGAUUGUGGACAGCAAGCGCCACCUGGAGGUGGAGCUGAAGAAGCAGGCGGCCGACUACAGGGAGAUCGACAAGAAGAUGAACAGCAUCAAGCCGGAUCUGAUCCAGCUCCGCAAAACGAGAGAUCAGUACCUGAUGUGGCUGACUCAGAAGGGUGUGAGACAGAGGAAGUUAAACGAAUGGCUUGGCCUGAAGAACGACACAACGGAGGAUGAGUACAGCAUGCUGGAGGACGAGGAUGACCUGCCUCACCAUGAUGAGUGUCUGUGGCGCCUGGGCAACAUCAACCGCAUCCAGGCGGAGACUCUGCUGCGCGGCAAGAGGGACGGGACCUUCCUGGUCCGUGACAGCAGCAAGCCGGGCUGCUACGCCUGCUCUGUGGUGGUGGAGGGAGAGGUGAAACACUGUGUGAUCAACAAGACCCAUACAGGCUACGGCUUCGCCGAGCCCUACAACCUCUACGCCUCCCUCAAGGAGCUGGUCCUCCACUACCAGCACGCCUCCCUGGUCCAGCACAACGACUCGCUCAACGUCACGCUGUCCUACCCCGUGUACGGGCCGCAGAGGCGCUAGGACGCCGCCGUCAGGAGAAAGGAAAACCCACCGACCACAGCCUUCCCCCUACAGCACAGCUCUGUGUGUGUGUGUGUGUGUGUUUGUGUGUGUGUUGGGACUGUAUGGAGAAAGGUGGCUGAUGGACAAUUGCGUAUGUGUGUCAGAGAGAGAGAGAAAGAGAGAGACUUAACCACUGUGAUUCUGAAGGUCCCUCAUCCUUUCUGAUAUCCCUUAACGCCCCAGUAGAUGUCAAACAGAAUCGGAAUGGCGGUGUGUUCCCAUUGGCUGUCCAACGGCGGUGGAACCCGCCCAUUCAUAGUGAGGAUACCGAGCCUUUAAGUACCGUUUGGAGUUCUCUUGUAGUAAGGCAGAUAUCUGCUGCUGCUGCUUUCCAUAAGCACCAAGAGAUGCCCGGUUGGCAUGCCAACCUCCCUGGUCUAUACAGAGGAGAGCAGGCGGUCGGUAGUGAGGUCUUUGUACCCUCAGUUUUCAGAUGUGGAUUUAGUUAGCGCAACGAAUGGCUUGUUGGUUAGCUGUCACUGUCUGGGUCCGUCAGCAGGACGCCUUGAUCAGGUCCACUCUUCCC
Gadus macrocephalus (Pacific cod) is the source of this 3276-nucleotide messenger RNA. Its product is annotated as phosphatidylinositol 3-kinase regulatory subunit alpha-like. The record is from RefSeq and is a predicted model, not a curated record. Gene Ontology annotation, biological process: insulin receptor signaling pathway; phosphatidylinositol phosphate biosynthetic process. Gene Ontology annotation, molecular function: 1-phosphatidylinositol-3-kinase regulator activity; protein binding. The transcript is spliced from 17 exons. Gene Ontology annotation, cellular component: phosphatidylinositol 3-kinase complex. Lineage: Eukaryota; Metazoa; Chordata; Actinopteri; Gadiformes; Gadidae. Bases 549 to 2708 code for a protein of 719 amino acids.